Messenger RNA from Rhinocladiella mackenziei CBS 650.93, 1005 nucleotides. RefSeq lists its product as uncharacterized. Gene Ontology annotation, biological process: metal ion transport; transmembrane transport. Gene Ontology annotation, molecular function: metal ion transmembrane transporter activity. The coding region runs from base 1 to 1005 and encodes 334 amino acids. The transcript has 3 exons. Gene Ontology annotation, cellular component: membrane. Lineage: Eukaryota; Fungi; Ascomycota; Eurotiomycetes; Chaetothyriales; Herpotrichiellaceae. The record is from RefSeq and is a predicted model, not a curated record.
AUGAGCGCAAUAGGGCUUAUCCUGCAGACUCCAGCGGAUGACGACCUACCCUUCAUUAUCCUCUCCAUUACCCGCAUUCCGGCAGAAACACACCAAAGAAGCGCUGACUGGGUCUGCCUUCUCUUUGCCGCACCUCAUAUCACGUUGAAAGCUUUGCUCUCCGAUGAGUCUUUUCCAUCAGAUUAUGCCCCUUUGGCUCCCGACUUUAUGUUUCUUCCGGCUGGUAUUCUCAAGUGGCAGGUGGAACAAACUAGAGAUCGAGUUGCAGGCUUGCUGGAAGAUGUAAUAGAAAAGGAGAAAGUCAUUUUUGGAAUGACUAAUACUUUUGACGUAGCGAGCAUUAAAAAUACCUUGUUUGAGCAAGGCAAGAAGCACCUGAAGCUGCGAAAUCGAUGGCUCUUCGAACAGGAAUUGGCCGAGAACAUGAGUCGAUGCUUUGACGAGAUUGCGAGGCGGCAGACCAGGAGCGGCAACAGCAGAAAUAGCCCGCCGACGUAUUCGAGAAUUCUCCUGCAGAGAGUCCAGACACUGGUCAGCUUGUCAAGGAUGUUGAAGCAAGAUUUGGCCACUAUCCCUUCAAAGAUACAGGCCCAACAUCAAAUGGUAACUUCCUCAAAACACAUCCGAGAGCUAGGGAGGAACACACUAAAUCCCAGUAACCAGAUUGACGCCCGACUGAACAUAAUGAUUGCUCAGAAUUCUGCCAUAGCCGCCGAGGAAGCGCGUCGUGAUAGCUCGUCUAUGAAGACGAUUGCUGCCCUUACCUUGAUUUUCCUUCCUGCUACCUUCGUUGCGUCGAUUUUCAGCAUGUCCAUGUUCAACUGGCAAGCUGAAAGUGGGGGUCUUGUCACGUCCAGAUGGAUCUGGGUGUAUUUUGUUAUUGCAAUUCCCUUGACUUUGAUGGUCCUUGUUUUCUGGAUUCUCUGGUACAAAUGGACCCAGGCUAAGUAUUCGAAGAGGCAUGGAAAAGGAUCCCAGAUGGUUGUAUUCCCAGAUUCGGCGUAG